GCAGAUGCUUUGGGAGGGUGACUUGCCGCUCAUGCUCAGUUUAAAGCUGGGUUUCUAGCUACUAAUUUCAAGAGAAUAACAUUUAGAUGCGAUAUCCUGUGCACAGUGUGAUCCUUAGGUUCAGUCAGACACCGAUGUGUGAGGGCCAGGUGUGCUUCAGGGGCAGAGCUGCUUGCCCAGCCAGAGUGAAGCCAGGGGUUCUGUCCUCAGCACCAGGAAAGCAACAACAAGAGCCGUGAUGGGAGAUUUGGGUAGGGGCUGGUGUAUUAUCCUGGAGUGAAUGGCCUGCUUGGAAGUUAGUUCUUCUGGACUCUGCAGGGGACACCGCCUUGUGCUGGUUUCUUGCUUCUCCUGGGACAAGAGAACAUCUGUGUAUUCUCCUGUCACAUUGUCCCUCACAGCCCAGGCCUUCUGCUCUUCCUGGCCACCCAUCCAGCUGCAGAGCCAGCCCUCUGCUGUGGGGCCACACAGGCUCUCGGAGGUGCCCAGAUGAUCCCCACGCUUCUCUUUCUGCUGCAUUUGACUCGUGAUAUUGAAACCCGCAUGUCGAAGGCCUUGCCUCCGGCCCUGCAGCACAAGGAGGCCCACAGCCACAGUCUUCCCAGACUCUGAGCUUGAAAACCCCACCGGCCACCUCUCCUGUUCCCGGCCUCUGGUUUCUGAGGUCCUCCCCAGAGGUGCAGAGUGAGGGGGGUUGGGUUCAGGGGUGGGGGUUGAUGCGGGACAUCCCUUCUCUGGCUGCCCGUCCCACACACCUUGCCCCAGCCUGAUGGGGUCUCCUGUUGCUCCAGGAGAAGGUGGAGAUGCAGCGGCAGCGCUUCAGGUUGGAGUUUGAGAAGCACCGCGGCUUUCUGGCUCUUGAAGAGCAGCUGCAGCUGCGGAGGCUGGAGGAGGAGGAGAGAGCCACCCUGCAGAGACUGCGGGACAGUAAGGACCAGCUGGCCCAGCACAGCAAGGCCCUCAAGGAGCUGGCAGAGGAGCUGGAGGAGAGGUGCCAGCGCCCAGCCCUGGGGCUGCUGGAGGGUGUGCAAGGAGCCCUGAGCCGGUUCUCUGCUCUUCUCAGAAGUAAGGCUGUGAUGCCGCUGGAACCAGAGACCAUCCCCAUGGAGCUGAAGACCCCAUGUCGCAUCCCUGGCAUGCGGGAAAUGUUGAGGAGAUUCCAAGUGGACGUGAAGCUGGACCCUUCCACGGCGCACCCCAGCCUCCUGCUGACAGCCGACCUGCGCAGCGUGCAGGACGGGGAGCUGUGGAGGGACGUGCCCCGCAACCCCGAGCGAUUCGACACCUGGCCCUGCAUCCUGGGCUUGCAGAGCUUCUCAUCAGGGAGACACUACUGGGAGGUGGUGGUGGGAGUGCGGGCCGAGUGGGGCCUGGGCGUCUGCCAGGACUCGGUGCAGAGGAAGGGGGAAGCCACGCCGUCCCCGGAGAACGGCGUCUGGGCCCUGUGGCUGCUGCGCGGCUGCGAGUACAUGGUGCUGACCUCCCCGUCCGCGCCCCUGCUGCAGCUAGAGCGGCCGCGCCGCAUCGGGGUCUUCCUGGACUACGAGGCGGGCGAGGUGUCCUUCUACAACGUCACGGACGGGUCCUACAUCUACAGCUUCAGCCAGGUGUCAUCGGGUGUCCUCCGGCCCUACUUCUUCGUCUGCGACGAGGCGCCGCUGAUCUUGCCACCGAUGGCAGAAGAGGAGGCAGAGAACUGGGCAUCCGGGGGCCACCCUGACCCUCCUCUCGUGGACGACCUUCAGUCCUGAAGUGCUGUGCUCAGGGUCCUCCCGCAACCUAUCCAAGGGCCCUGGAGAGCGGCGGAGGAGGGACAUACAGCUUCACCAAGUGCCCAGCUCAGGGCAGCCUCUUGCUCGGGCCUGAGGAGGUUCCUUGAAAUCCAAGCAGACAGGAGAUGCUGUGUAUGCGGGAACAUUGGACCUGGAGGGUCUCCUCAAACUAUUCCCGGAUGGCCCCCCACUUACUCGAUGGCUUUUCUUUCAAAUUAAUAGUCUCGUAUUAAAGAGUUCUGUAUGUUCGUUAUAAUUUCCAUUCUUUUCAGUGUCUUCUCUCCCAACGCUGAAUCUCCGGGCUGAGAGAUGGAAACCCUGCAGGGGGCCCGAGCAGGCUGAGGCUCCCUCCCGAGCCCUCCCUCACCUUCCUGGCUGGCUCCUCCUCUGUCUCAUUCCUUGCCCCCCCCCCCCUUUUUUUUCCUGGAUACCUCUGGUUGUUUAAAGUUUCGUUUCCUUUUACAUCAACAUAUUCAAAAUCAUCCUUCACAAGUGUGUCUUUAUUCUGGGAACAGUUUUUGAGGGUCGUGAAAUUCAUUGCUCCGACCAUAACAUGGAUUUCGAUCUUCUCUCUUUAUCUCUGCAAAUGUUUGUAAAAGUAGGAAUGCCCUAGAUAUUUGAUCCAACUGGUUUUCUUCAGAGUCAGGAGGGACUAAGGAAGGUUUGCAUCAGCUUGCCAAAGGGCUGCGCCCAUUCAUGGGGCCCAGAGGACAGCUGCAGCCUCCUGCCUGCUCUGGGGACUGGCCCCAGGACCACAGCAGGGGUCCUUCCCUCGGGGGUCUCCUGUGCCUGGAACAAUUUACUGGCCCUCACAGUAUUAGGGUAGGUAUUUAAGGUCAUGAUUGAUGUGACUAGUUUAAGUUAACUGUGUUAUUUAAAUAAAAUGGUGACGUUGAAAAUGAAAUGAUAAAAAUAACUUACUUUUGAAUUAUAUUCUGUACCUUUCCAACAAAAUCCUUUAAAAGUCAUUGAAGACCCCCUAUUCUGCCACCUUUGUCUUCAUUUUUAUCUAAUAUGUAAUUGCUAAACAAAUAUUGUAAUAUUCUAAUGCUAAAUGCUUAAAUAAUGAACAAAUAUAAAUUAUGAGCAAAUUUAA
Marmota monax (woodchuck) is the source of this 2868-nucleotide messenger RNA. RefSeq names its product E3 ubiquitin-protein ligase TRIM58-like. Gene Ontology annotation, molecular function: protein binding. The record is from RefSeq and is a predicted model, not a curated record. Lineage: Eukaryota; Metazoa; Chordata; Mammalia; Rodentia; Sciuridae. The transcript has 4 exons. The coding region runs from base 804 to 1751 and encodes 315 amino acids.